This is a messenger RNA of Gongylonema pulchrum, 1062 nucleotides long. The record is from the annotation of a GenBank genome assembly. NCBI's taxonomy places the organism in Eukaryota, Metazoa, Nematoda, Chromadorea, Rhabditida, Gongylonematidae.
CAAUUGAAGACAAGUGAGGUUAAAAAUAUCACCCGAAUGGGAAUAACGGUGUUCUUCUCCCUACCAACGCCGCAUGAAGCGGCCGCCGCAGUGCAAGUAUUCAAUGGCUUUGCAAUGAAAGGACGAGUUUUGCGAGCAAAAAUAGCUGGGCCAAAACCACGCGAAAUUAAUACUGCAUACGUACAGGAAUCGGGUGGCGAGCAAGUGAGACAGACAGCUCGGGAACGCGUGACGCCUUUGGCUGAUAAGCCAUACAGUGAGCAGCUCGAAAUCAAAAUGAACGACCUAAAACGAACAGCAGCAAAUUUUGUCAAGGGUAUGAUAGACGCACGUGUUCAGGGUGCCAACGAAAUCAACAUUGAUGAACUCAUUGAGCCGAUUCGUCCUUCGCCUCGUGUCACAGCAUAUCGAAAUAAAUGUGAAUUUACGAUUGGCAGAGAUAUUGAUGAGAACGUCUGCGUUGGUUUUGUCGGCGGUCGUUUCAGUCAGAAUCAGCAUUAUGUGGUACCAGUGGAUUCUUGUGACAACAUUUCAUCGCAUAUGAAGCGAGUUGUCAAAGCUUUUGAACGAUUUGUUAUCGAAACCGGUGAAGCGCUUGGCUGUGACAUGAUGAUGAUUGUGACGGUGUUCCCAACCGAGGACAGUGAGCGUGAAAAGGAACUAAUCAGACUGGUGGAGGAGCGAUUUCUUGACUUGAAUAAUUUCUUCGAUGAAAACAGUCGCUUUCGGGUUACCUCACUCUACUGGCAGCGUUUGGCCAAUGCCAGUGACCCUCCUGUUUAUGAACACAUUGCAGGUGCGCCAUACAUUUAUGAGAUGAUUCUGGGUUCACGUUUUCGGGUCUCACCUUCCUCGUUUUUCCAAACAAACAGUGCCGCUGCUGGUGUGCUGUACAGAACGAUUGCCGAGAAAUGUGGACUCUGUGAAAGUGGAUAUUUGCGGACAUUGGGAAAAGCAAACACAGGUGCUGGAGCGUCAGGAAAAGAUGUUAAAGAGCGCCCAGGAAACGAAAAAGAACUGGAUAAGAAGCGAAAAUGUGAAACGGUAAUGAGGGUUUAUUAA